Messenger RNA from Prunus avium (sweet cherry), 2795 nucleotides. Its product is annotated as disease resistance protein RPP13. Gene Ontology annotation, molecular function: ADP binding. Lineage: Eukaryota; Viridiplantae; Streptophyta; Magnoliopsida; Rosales; Rosaceae. Gene Ontology annotation, biological process: defense response to other organism. The record is from RefSeq and is a predicted model, not a curated record.
AAAGGAAUCUCCAUUAUUAAGAGCUAGCUAUUUUUAUUGUUGGAAAAAGAAACAGAGAAAGAAUCAGACCAGAGAGAGAAGAUGGCUGAGCUUGCAGUUUCCACUGUCGUCGAAAAGCUCACGAGCUGGAUCACUGAAGAAAAACGUCUCUUGGAAGGUGUGGGCGACAAGGUUGAGCAACUGCGAGACCAACUGCGGUGGAUGCAAAGUUUCCUCAAGGAUGUAGAUGCAGAGUGAGAGAAGAAUCAAAGACUUCACGAUUGGGUGUCUCAAAUAAGAGAAGUGGCCCUGGAUGCUGAAGAUAUUGUAGAAACUUACAUCGCCGAAGCAGCAUCUCACAGUUCAUGGGACAUACCUGCGAAGUUAAUCAAUCUUCAUCAGGUAGGAAAGAAGAUUGGAAAGAUUCAAUCUAGGGUCCAAAAUAUUUCAAGCCAAAAAGAACAUUUUGGAAUCACUAGCACUGCUCAAGAGGGACGUGAAGGGACGAGUGCUUCCCCAAAUGAAAGGCUACGAUGAUGGAGACAGACAUCGCCCAAUAUUGAGGAAGAUGAUUUGGUUGAUCUUGUAGAAGAUACCAAAGCAUUGCUAACACAACUAUCUAGUAUGGACCCGUGUCGCCGUGUGGUUUCUAUUGUGGGCAUGGGCGGUCUGGGCAAAACCACUCUUGCAAAAAAAUUGUACAAUCAUUGUGAUCUCAAAUACAAAUUUGAUUGUAAAGCAUUUGUUUAUGUAUCUAAUGAUUACAGUAGAAGAGACACUCUACAAGGAAUAAUUGCAGCUACAAGUCCUGAUUGCAAUAUGGAGGAUUUGAAGAAACUAGCAGAGGAGACGUUGGUAUUGAAGCUGCACGAAUUGUUGAAGGAGAGAAGGUAUCUAGUGGUUCUUGAUGAUAUUUGGGAAACAGAGGUCUGGGAUAGCAUGCAAUUUGCAUUUCCAAGUGGAAAGCUGGGAAGUAAGGUGAUGCUCACCACCCGAAAUAAGGAAGUUGCUUUAUAUGCAGAUGUAAUGAGCAAACCCAUUGAGCCGCGAUUUCUAACACAAGAUGAAAGCUUGGAACUGUUCUGCAAGAAAGCAUUCCCUGAAAUGGAUAAAAUGCCUUCUGAUUUGGAGAAGCUCGGAAGAGAUAUGAUGGCGAAAUGUGGUGGUUUGCCACUAGCAGUGGUGGUGCUUGGAGGAUUAUUGUCCAAGAAAAGGAAGAUCGCAGAGGAAUGGAGACGUGUGCUUGAAAACAUCAACUGGCGCCUGAUUGAUCAAGAUCGUGUUUCUGCAAUUUUAGGUCUAAGCUACAAUGAUUUGCCUUUCCACUUAAAAUCAUGUUUUCUUUAUUUGGGUCUUUUCCCUGAGGAUUCCUCUAUAUCGAAAACAAAGUUGAUACACUUGUGGGUUGCAGAAGGAUUCUUACCACAACAAGGAGAAGAAGUUGCGGAAGGUGUUGCCGAAAAUUGCUUAAAUGAGUUGGUUGAUAGGUGCAUGAUCCAGGUAGGAACACUAACCUCACUUGGAAAUCUUAAAACCGUUCGCAUGCAUGAUGUUCUCAGAGAAUUCUCUAUCUCCAAGGGCAGAGAGGAAAGUUUUCUUGAAAUUUAUAGUGGGCAGGAAAUUGAAUCGCCAAAAUCACAACGGACCAAAUGUCGAAGGCUUGCAAUCCAUGGUGAACAUGAUAACCUGUAUGUUUUUCUAAAGCCGUAUGCCCCCUACUUACGCUCCCUUCUAUUUUUCAACAUGGGGGAUUCAAAACUCGACUUUGUUUUCAAGGAUUUCAAGUUGCUCAAGGUCCUAGAUGGUGUUCCCUUUUCAUCUCGAGCACUAAGUGCUGUAGGAAACCUAAUUCCACUGAAGUAUCUAGGAGUAUUAUUGGAAACAUAUAUGGACAAAAUCGAUCUGCCUCGAUCAAUUGGAAAACUGAAGAAUCUACAGACACUCGAAGUAACAACUUUCAAGAAUCGCCAGUGUUUUCCUGAUGUUAUUUGGAAGUUGAAGAAUUUGAGACAUUUGGUGGUCAAAGGUCGAAUCGCUGUAAUGGAUUCUAGAUUGGAUUUCUUAAACAAUUUAAGGACCCUAAAAUGGGUAAAAGGUGGAAGAUGGAUAGAAGAUGGCUGUUUAGCCAGCUUGACUAAUCUGCGACGACUGAAAAUAGUACUAGAUACGCAAGAAGAAUUAAACUCAGUGGUUUCCAACAUAGAGAGAUUGCACUGCCUUGAAUCCUUGUUUCUGACCAGUGCAACAUUGACAACAGCCAUAAGACUUUCGCAUUUGGAGCAUCUCCACAAGCUCUAUUUGACCGGGAGUUUAAUGAAGCUACCUGAUCCACACCAAUUCCCACCGAACCUCGUCAAGCUUAGUCUUUCUCAUUCCAACCUCGAGGAAGAUUCAAUAGUUAAGCUUGGGAGGUUGCCAAACCUAAAGAUGCUUUUCUUGGGAUUCGAUUCAUACACUGGGACAAAACUGGUUUUCUCCUCCUCGGAAGGGUUUCCUCAGUUGCACAUUCUACAUCUAUAUUUGUUAGAUGAUUUGAAGGAGUUGAUAGUGGAAGAAGGGGCAAUGAUGAAGCUCAAGAAUCUAAAUAUAGACCACUGUCCAAGAUUGCGAAAGAUUCCAGAACGAUUUAAGUUAUUGACUACACACCUCUUGAAGGAAAGGAAAUGGGAUUUAUAUUGACUGGUCUGUCUAUAUCUAUUUCUUUAAAUUUCUCCUUGUUCGCUGGUCUGUCUAUUUCCUCCAGUUCUACUAGCUAUUUGGGUUAUUUUGCAGGUUGUUUCUUUGGCUUUUCCUAAUAAAAGUUUGUUGUUCGUCGA